This is a messenger RNA of Aspergillus aculeatus ATCC 16872, 5056 nucleotides long. RefSeq lists its product as uncharacterized. The record is from RefSeq and is a predicted model, not a curated record. Gene Ontology annotation, molecular function: catalytic activity; protein binding. NCBI's taxonomy places the organism in Eukaryota, Fungi, Ascomycota, Eurotiomycetes, Eurotiales, Aspergillaceae. The coding region runs from base 50 to 5056 and encodes 1668 amino acids. Gene Ontology annotation, biological process: nucleoside metabolic process. The transcript is spliced from 4 exons.
AGCUCAUUCUUCUCUUGUUUGAAGACCUGUGACAUCAUCAAUAUUUCGGAUGGCUACACCAAGGGCUCUCGAGAGCCCGGACCUGUACAACAUCGGCUGGAUUACCGCCCUGCCCAUCGAGCGAGCCGCAUCGACUGCAAUGCUUGACGAACGUCAUGAUAAGCCUUGUGGCUUUGUCCAGCACCCAAGUGACACGAAUUCGUACACUUGGGGCAGGAUUGGCGAACAUAACGUUGUCAUCGCCUCGCUUCCUGCGGGCCAAAUUGGGACCACUCCCGCCGCGACAACGGCAUCGAACCUACUCGCCUCCUUGCCACAAAUUCGAGUCGCCUUGCUUGUGGGCAUCGGUGGCGGUAUUGCCCGGCCGGAGGAGGGACGGGACAUAAGGCUCGGGGACAUUGUGGUCAGUCAGCCACAAGGGACAACCGGCGGCGUGGUGCAGUAUGACCUAGGGAAGGCGAAGCUCAACAAGGAGUGGGAGCAGAGAGGAUUCCUCAGCGCGCCACCACCGGUCCUGCUGCAUGCAUUGGCAGCGAUACAGGCCGAAUACGAACUCGGGGAGUCAAGGAUAGCGAAAUUCCUUGACGGCACGCCAAAGCUCAAGAAGGGCGUGAGCGGGUACUCUCACCAAGGCUUCGAGAAUGACCGACUCUUCAAAGCCUCCUUUGAUCAUACAGGCGCAGCAAACUGCUCCAGGUGCAAUGAUGAGGAGGCGAUAGAACGCAUUCAGCGGGAUACUACUGAUCCAGAGGUUCAUUACGGCAUCAUCGCCUCCGGGAAUACCGUGGUGAAGAACGCUCUCACUCGUGACGAGAUUGUCCAGGAAGUCGGUGAGGAUUGCAUGUGCUUUGAAAUGGAAGCGGCCGGCCUGAUGAAUCAUUUCCCGUGUCUCGUAAUACGGGGAAUUUGUGAUUAUGCUGAUUCGCAUAAGAACGAUCGAUGGCAACGCUAUGCUUCUGCUACGGCAGCGGCUUAUGCAAAAGACCUCCUAGGCUAUGUGCCAAUCAGAGGGCUUCAGGAAACACCGCGAGCUCUGGAUAUUCUUAGGUCAGUCCACCAGAAUAUCCAGGAGAUACACACUAUCGCCAGCGAGACAAAGUCGGGAAUCAAAAGCCUUCAAUCUGACAGCCACCACGCGAAGCUCAAGAUGUGGCUCUCGCCCCCUGAUAUAUCCACCAACCUUACCGACGCACUCAAGUGUCGACAGCAAGGAACUUGCUCCUGGCUCCUCCAAAGCGAGAAAUAUCGGGAGUGGAAAAGUGGAAAGCGCCAACACCUCUGGCUACAUGGGAUCCCCGGCUGUGGGAAGACGGUUCUUAGCGCUGCCAUCGUCGACGAUCUAAUGCAACAACUCCAGACUCCACAUGUAGUCCUCUUCUUUUACUUUGAUUUCAAGGAAAUCGAGAAGCAGUCACUCAAUAAGAUGGUUCGCUCGUUGGUUACACAGCUAUACUCAAGCUGUGUAGAUUCUCGCGCGGAGUUGGAGAAGCUCUUCUUAUUCUGCGAGAAGGGCGACCGGCAACCAACAGAAACAGCCCUUCUCACAACUUUCCUGGAAAUGUCCAAACAUGCAGAAAAUCUUCAAAUCGUACUAGAUGCGUUGGAUGAGUGCUCUAUGCGAGGGGAUCUACUCAAGUGGCUUGAAACAUUGUCAUUUUCUGACCACAAAGGACUCCAUCUUCUCGCGACCAGUAGGAAAGAAGAAGAAAUUGAAUCCGGACUUGGGCACUGGCUCGACUGUACAAGCACUAUCCUCAUACAAAGUCACAGUAUUAAUCAAGAUAUCCGCACCUACUUGCACGAGACACUGCGGAGUGAUCGCGGAUUUGACCGGUGGCAUCGGCGACCAGAGGUAUUGGACGAAAUUGAGGUGGAGUUGAUGCUAAAGGCCGAUGGAAUAUGGGUCGUGUGUCAGAUUGACAGUCUGAAGCACUGCCUAGAUCUUCGAAAGCUUCGACGAUCCUUGCGCACACUUCCUGCCACUUUGCAAGAGACUUAUGCGCGAAUCCUGAUUAAUAUUCCGGAGAACUAUCGCAAAGAGGCAAUCCGGAUCAUGCAAUUUCUCACUUACUCGGAUCGGCCUCUGACAGUUGAUGAAGUUGUCGAUAUAAUAGUGGUCGAGCCGGACGAAGACCCCCUCUUUGAUCCUACAUUCAGGAUGCCGGAGACUCGAGAGAUCAUGAGGAUUUGUUCAAGUCUUGUCUCUCAGGUAACAAGACGAAGAGGCGAGAGCACAAUUGAAGAGCUUCAGCUGGCGCAUUUUACCGUUCAACAAUAUCUAGAAUCUGACCGAGUUGAUGGAGCUCUCUCACUGAUGACCGUUGCUGUCGAUUCUCCUUGUUGCCCAGGUGGAUCAGGGUCUUUCCAAGGAUGCCUGCGACGAGCCACUGCAAAGGGUGAUAUGACUAGAAUCUGCCUUGCCUAUCUAUCCCAAGUGGACGAAGGAAAAUCGCUCACAGCAAUAAAGAAAGAGCUCCCUUUAGCCAAGUACUCGGCGGAAUCAUGGAUCGGCCAUGCAAGAUAUAGCGAGACAAGACCCGACGUGGAGAAAAGCAUCCUGAACUUUUUUCUCCGUCAGAGCCAAGCAUACGCAGUAUGGGGUAAGCUCUUCGAUCUGGAUCAGCCAUGGAAUGGACCGCUGUGGUGGGCAGAUAAGAAGAUGGCACCUCCCUUGUACUACGCAUCAUUAGCCGGUCUUCAACACACGGUUCUUAGGCUGUUGGACAAUGGCGCUGAGGCCAAUGCUGAUGGCGGCGAUUACGGUAAUGCACUCCAGGCAGCUUCAUCAGUCGGUGAAACACACAUAGUGCGGCUGCUACUGGAACAUGGUGCUGACGUUAACGUACAAGGUGGACUUUAUGGCAACCCACUACAGGCCGCUUCAAUCAAAGGUCACAAGGAUGUAGUACUGCUGCUGCUGGCUCGAGGCGCUGAGAUCUAUUCGCAAGGAGGUCUCUACAGCGACGCACUUUAUGCCUCGGCAGCUGAAGGGCAUGAGGAGAUCGUGCGGCUUCUUAUCGAUCACGGUGCAAAUGUCAAUUUUCGAGGUCGCAUUCAUGUGAAUAUAGUCAAGAAUGCCCCUUUUAAUGAUCACGAGGAUCUUGUGCGGCAGCUACUUGCUCAAGGUAUAAAAACUUGCAGACCCCAAAAUAGCACAAUCCAAUCCUUUUCUGUUGAAGAACACGAGAAGAUGACUGAGGUAUUGCUGGAUGACAAGAGAAACGCCAUGGUACAAAAUAGCAUCUAUGGGAAUGCACUUCAUGCCGCUUCCAUACAAUGGCGCUUGGGGAUGAUUUCACUUGCUGAUCGAUUGAUUAAUCCGAGCACGCAUUUAGACAUUGCAUUCAAGGGUCAAGACGGGUCAACAGCAGUGGCCAUAGCGUCAUUCGGUGGCCAUGUCGGAGUGGUUCAGCUCCUUGUUGAGAAAGGCGCAGAUAUCAAUAUGGCAGCCAACGAUGGCACGACUCCUCUGGUCCUGGCAACUCUUGGGAGUAAUUUUGAGAUUAUCAGAAUCUUAGUGAAACAAAACGCGGAGGUUGGUGUUGGGUCAAAUAUGGGCUUCUCGCCGAUGCACUUAGCUGCAGGUUUUGGCCGUAUUGAUGUUAUCAAGCUCUUUAUUCAGAGCGGUGCUGACCCCGAUCAAAAAAUGCGUGGCGGAACCACACCACUACAUUUAGCGUCCGGAACAGGUCAACUUGACUCUGCUAAACUGCUUAUCGCCAAUGGUGCAAAUUGUGACUCUGCAGAUAAAGAUGGAAUUACACCACUCCAUAAUGCAACACAGAAAGGCUUUCUUGACAUUAUCAAACUACUGAUUGAAAACGGCGCAAAUUGCGAUUCUGCAGAUAAAGAUGGAGAUACACCACUUCAUAUUGCAACACAUAAAGGCUUUUUUGAUAUUGUCAAACUCCUGAUUGAAAACGGCGCAAAUUGCGAUUUUGCAGAACAAGAUGGCAAUACACCACUUCAUAUUUCAACACAGAAAGGCUUUCUUGAUAUUGUCAGACUCCUGGUUGAAAACGGUGCAAAUUGUGAUUCUGCAAUUAAAGGUGGAUAUACACCACUUUAUAUUGCAAUAUACAAAGGCUUUCUCGAUGUUGUCAAAAUCUUGAUUGAAAACGAUGCUGAAUGCAACACUGCAAAUUGUGACGGCUGGGCACCACUGCAUCUUGCAUCUCUGAAUGGUUACUUGGAAAUUGCUAGACUUCUGAUUCAGAACGGUGCUGACUGCAAUAGUGUGACUUGUGAGGGGUGGACACCACUUUAUCUUGCGUGUCAGGAUGGUCACUUGGAGACCGUUAGACUCUUGAUUGACAGUGGUGCAGUUUGUAGAUCUAUGGUCAACCUUGCACCGCCGCCGCUUCACAUUGCCUCACAGAAUAAUCACCUGGAAGUUGCCAGCUUUCUUCUUACACGCGGAGCACAAAUUAAUGCUAGGGAUAUUGACGGGUACACAGCUUUGUACGUUGCUUCUGCUCAGGGCCUUAUCAACAUGGUUCACCUAUUUCUCGAGAGAGGUGCCGAUUUAAAUAUCACAAGCAGUAAUGGAUGUAGUCCAUUAUAUAUCGCAUUUAAGUUUGGCCACACUCAAACUGCUCAACUUUUGAUUCAAUCGGCGGCUGACAUUGAGCUCAAAGACAACAAUGGUUGGACACCAUUGACCCUAACUUCAUUCAAAGGCGAUCUUGAGGGAGUUCGGCUACUUCUUACACAGGGAGCCUAUAUAAACCUCUUACUCCAUUCGUCAGCCGACUUUGAACUCAAAAACAACGACGGCUGGACACCAUUGACCCUGGUUUCAUUCAAGGGAAACAUUGAGGGAGUUCAACUGCUUCUCGACCAGGGAGCAGAAAUCAAUGUAAGAAGUAACGACGGACGUACGCCACUAUAUGUCGCCUCUUCUAUGGGACAUAUGGAUGUGGUACUCUUACUUCUCGAAAGAGGCGCGGAUGUCACGCUGGCGAAUGAUCGCGGUCUCAAUCCUGCUACAAUAGCUUCAUCAAAGGGUCAAGCCAGUGUAGUCCAGCUGCUUCGUCAAUAUGGUGCCGAUGUUUGA